UAUAUAAAGUGACAAGUAUAGAGCAAGUUAAGACAAUUGUAAAAAGUGCAAGCAAUAAGAUAAUGGAGGAAGAUUCAAAUUCAUCUCAUAAUUCAGAGCAUUCUGAAAUUGAACCUCAAAGUUACUCAAAAUUCAGCAAUUCCAUCAAAGAACUCAAGGAUUUGUGCUCACAACUUCAUGCAGCAGCAGGAUAUUGUGAAUCUACUUUUAUGAGUUCUAGUCAUAAGCACUUAGUUGUGGAGAACACAAAGGAAUAUGUUUGUAAGGCAGUGGUGGCAGUUGUGGAUCAUCUUGGAAGUGUUUCAGCAAAUCUGGACUACCAUAUUUCGAAAACAGAUACAGAAACAAUAUGCAUAACCCAAGUUAAAAUCGAUUCCCUUAAACAGAAGCUUUUUACCUGCCAAGAAUAUUCAGACAAGCUUGCUCAAGCUAAACUAACUUGGAAGGCAGAUACCCCUCGAUAUAAUUCUCGUUACCUAAAAUCACCUGGCUCAGAUGUUUUAAAUUUGAACAAACAGCAUUCAAGGGACGCAGGGAGUGAGAUUGUUGUAAAUAACGUAAACAACACUAAGCUUGAGUUUAAGAUAGAUGAAGAUAUUCCGCUAUUGUUUUACACUUGUAUUUCCAAAUUGCCGUCAUUAUCACAAUCCGAGGAAUCAACAUCUGAAAAGGGGGAAAAGACAAUAAACUCCUCCUCAUCAGCUAUACCAGUGCGCGAUAACUUGUCAAUUCAAUCAAAACCACAAGCCUUGUCGUUCCAGUUACAGGACAAGCGUAAGAGUAAGCGCGGCACGUUGUUUAGAAAGUCCAUGACGAGCAACGAGAUACUCUCAAUCAUUCGGAGGAGAAGAUAAUUUAACCUUCAUUAUAAGUAUAUAUUUAACAUUUUAAUAAAUGGAUUGGUAUUUUAAUUACAUCAACCUUCUUGUGGCUGGUUGGUUUUAUAUUCUAUUGUAAAUUUUAAUGUUUGUAUAAGAGGAUUGGUGUUUCCAUUUUA
Molecule: messenger RNA, 997 nt
Organism: Erigeron canadensis
Lineage: Eukaryota; Viridiplantae; Streptophyta; Magnoliopsida; Asterales; Asteraceae
Product: probable protein ABIL5
Exons: 8
Coding region: 63-854 (263 amino acids)
Source: RefSeq, a predicted model, not a curated record